UUGCCAAACAGACCUAAUCUUCCAACCUAUAAAUAUGUCUUAACUCUUAAGUUGAGGAAGGGAUAUAUGAUAUAUUUUCCGAUACUGAUUAUAUCUCAUAUCUCUAACAGAGAUUAAGGCUCUAGUAAUCUUCUUGAGGUCAACUAUGGCUGUUUCUUCUUCUCAUUCCUCUGAUUUUCCUGAAGACACCCCUCAGCUUUCUCUCUCCUCUGACCAGAUGCAACAUUGCCAUCAUGCUCUUGACUAUCUUAUCCUGAAACGUGAAUCUUCCAAUCUCAUCCAACACGAGUUCGAGACUCUUGAGGCAAAAUCAAUGAAAGAAUCUGAUGUAGAAAGACUCAAGACAACAAUUUGUACAGUGGCUAUUGAUGAUGUCAAUUUGGACAAAAAUCGGUACCCCAAUGUCUUACCAUAUGACAAUAACAACAGAGUUAUCCUCACACCCAGGGAUUACAUCAAUGCAAGUUUUGUAAAAGCUCCUGCACAAAAUGCUGCUCAGUUUAUAGCCACACAAGGUCCAUUGCCGCAUACAUUUGAAGAUUUCUGGGAAAUGGUGUUGCAGAAUCGCUGCCCUGUGAUUGUGAUGCUAACACGGCUAGUUGACAAUAACAAGACAUUGAAAUGCGGUGAUUAUUUUCAAGCCGAAGAUGGACCUCGGGAAUUUGGCAACAUAUCUGUUGUCACGAAAUGGAUAAAGACGACUGGGAGCUCUUUAGUAUUGCGCCAUCUCGAAGUUACUAAGGCAGAGUCAGAAGAAGCACCACUGUCUGUUUUGCAUAUUCAGUAUCCUGAGUGGCCAGAUCAUGGUGUUCCCAAGGACUCAUUAGCUGUUCGAGAGAUUGUGAGUAGAACUUAUCAUCUGCCACCUGAUGUAGGCCCUAUAGUGGUGCACUGCAGUGCUGGAAUUGGCCGUACGGGAACAUACUGCAUCAUUCAUGACUCAAUCCAAAGAAUUCUUGCAGGAGAUAUGUCUGCGUUAGAUUUUGCAAAUACUGUUCAUGUUUUUAGAUCUCAGAGAGUUGGAAUGGUUCAAACACUGGAUCAAUACUACUUCUGCUACAAGACUGUUGUUGAUGAACUGGAGGAACUCAUAUCAAGAUACAAUCCUGAGAAAAGUGCUUGAUGGCAUAUAUCCGGAUUUUGCAGACUGGUUCAGGCCUCGGGGGUAAAAGAAGAGCAGUAAUGUAAAACCUACUGCUGAUUGUACAAGUGUGAAGAAUAAUGGUGUUAACCUGAUUAGGUUAACUCUGAAAUUUUAUAUAUAUAUACAGUGUUUACUAUA
This is a messenger RNA of Beta vulgaris subsp. vulgaris (sugar beet), 1282 nucleotides long. RefSeq names its product protein-tyrosine-phosphatase PTP1. Gene Ontology annotation, molecular function: protein tyrosine phosphatase activity. Gene Ontology annotation, biological process: protein dephosphorylation. Lineage: Eukaryota; Viridiplantae; Streptophyta; Magnoliopsida; Caryophyllales; Amaranthaceae. The record is from RefSeq and is a predicted model, not a curated record.